UACCAGCCUCGUCCUUACAAUGUCAGCAUUGACCCAUCCCUGAUUGAAUUGGCCCGCCAGAAAGCCAGUAUCUUCCGCCCUACAGUCGAUACCUCAGCCACGGCGUGGUUUGACGGUCCCCCGGCUGCUGACAUAGAGUCGAUCGCAACAUACUGGGCAGAAGAGUACGACUGGCGGGCUAUCCAAAAUUCCAUCAACACCAACUUCUCACACUUCUAUACAACAGUUCCGCCCCCUAGUGAGGCUUACAAUGAGUCAGUAAGCCUCCACUUCAUUCACCAACGAAGUGCCAGACUUGAUGCAACUCCCAUCCUUCUUCUUCACGGUUGGCCAUCGACCGCUCUCGAAUGGGCAUCUAUGAUACCCAGACUUGUUUCUCCAGAUAACAGCAGCGAACCUGGAUUUCAUAUCGUCGCGCCCGAUAUACCUGGCUUCGGCUUCUCCCCUGCAUUGAACAGUUCUCGCGUCGGCGUUGGUCGCACCGAAUACGCAACCAUGUUUGCUGCAUUAAUGCGACAGCUCGGUUACAAGAAGUAUGCCGUGUAUAGCACUGAUAUGGGGACUACAAUUGCUCUGGGCCUUGUGGUCAAUCACGCUGAGAGCAUCAUGCAGCAUAUAACAGAUUUCUACAUGACUUUCCCCAGUCCCAGUGACCAGGCCCGCUACGCUUCGUAUCAGACGUCCGAGGAGGAAAAUCAAUACAUCGGGUCAUUUAGUUCAUUUCUUGAUACCCACAGCGGGUAUUCGGCGAUCCAAUCAACAUAUCCAUCAUCUCUAGCGUAUGCGAUGAACGAUAGCCCUGUGGGUUUUCUAGCGUGGGUAUAUCAUCUUUCUUCGACAAUGAACGAUCGCUCGUACGAAAAGGCAGAGAUUAUCACCAAUACACUACUCUUAUGGCAUCAGGGAGUGUAUAGUAAUAUUAGGUGCUAUAAGGAGCUAUUUAGUAGUAGCAUGUUCUUACCAGAUAAGAACUUUACUGUGCCAACAAGUGUGUUGCAGUUUGGAGGCUUGAAACUAUAUCCGGAACUUGGCAGAUUGAAUUAUGUGCCUCUCGAGUGGGUAAAGAGAACAGCAAAUGUUACAUAUUUCGCGCGUGAAAGUGAGGGAGGUCAUUUUCCGGCAGUGACAGUACCAGACUUGGUAGUAAAACACAUCAGGGCUUCUUUUGCU
This is a messenger RNA of Bipolaris oryzae ATCC 44560, 1170 nucleotides long. RefSeq lists its product as uncharacterized. The record is from RefSeq and is a predicted model, not a curated record. The transcript has 2 exons. Lineage: Eukaryota; Fungi; Ascomycota; Dothideomycetes; Pleosporales; Pleosporaceae. Gene Ontology annotation, biological process: epoxide metabolic process. Gene Ontology annotation, molecular function: epoxide hydrolase activity. The annotation marks the transcript as partial.